AUGAAGGUUUCCGCUACCCUCGCUGCUGGUGCCCUCGCCCUCGGCGUUGAGGCCAAGAACUACCUCGGUUUCAACUCUGGCGCCACCCUCGCCAACCGUGCCGCCAAGUUCAAGUCCGACUUCCAGGCUGAGUUCGAGACUGCCCAGAACCUGAAGACCGCCCCCGGCGACUUCAGCGCCGUCCGACUCUACACCAACAUCCAGGCCUACUCCGAGGAUGACCCCAUUGAGGCUUUCGAGGCUGCCAUCGACACCAAGACCGAGAUCCUCCUCGGUGUCUGGACUUCCGGCACUGACAACAUCGACAAGGAGAUCAGCGCCCUCAAGAAGGCCGUCGACAAGUACGGCUCCAAGCUUACCGACCUCGUCAUCGGUGUCUCCGUUGGUAGUGAGGAUCUCUACCGUAACUCCGUUACUGGCGUGAAGAACAAGGGUGGUGUCGGUGUUCAGCCCGAUGUCCUCGUUGACUUCAUCAACGACUUCAAGAAGGCUUUCAAGGGUACCCCCAUUGGCGAGAUCCCCGUCGGCCACGUCGACACCUGGGACGUCUGGGGCAACGCUACCAACAAGGCCGUCCUCGACGCCAUCGAUUUCAUUGGUGUGGAUGAGUACCCCUACUAUGAGAACGACAAGGGCAACAGCAUCGACAACGCUGCCAAGCUCUUCAACAAGGCGUACGAGGCCACCAUCGCCGCCUCCAAUGGCAAGCCUGUCUGGGUCACUGAGACUGGCUGGCCCUACAAGGGUCCCAACUGGGAUGAGGCCGUUCCUAGUGUGAAGAACGCCCAGAAGUACUGGCGCGACGUUGGCUGCAAGUACCUCUUCAACAAGACCCCCACUUUCUGGUACACUCUCCGCGACUCCAACCCCGACAACAAGAUGAAGUUCGCCAUCACUGAUAACCUCUCCACCACUCCUCUCUUCGAUCUCUCUUGCGACAAGGUUGACGACGAUGAGGAGACCACCAGCUCUGCCGUCCACUCCAAGACCAAGACUGAGUCCGGUGCUUCCACGGCCACUCACGCUUCUAACUCCACCGCUACCUUCACCACCUCUACUGCCUCUGCUACUAGCGGCUCCGGCGAUGAUGAGGAAGCUACUGGCACUGCCACCGCUACUGGCUCUGGCUCUAAGCCUACCUCUGGAUCCGGCUCUGAGUCUGGCUCUGGUUCUGGUUCUGGUUCUGAGGGUUCUGGAUCCAGCUCUGGCUCCGGUUCUGAGUCUGGUUCCGGCUCCGGCUCCGGCUCCGAGUCUGGCUCUGCCCCUGCUGAGACUCCCAGCACCGUCACCAACGGUGCUGCUUCUCUCGGCGUCUCCACUGCCGCCCUUGCCUUCCUUGCCCUGUUCGCUCUGUAA
Messenger RNA from Fusarium musae, 1356 nucleotides. RefSeq lists its product as uncharacterized. Gene Ontology annotation, cellular component: fungal-type cell wall; extracellular region; cell surface. NCBI's taxonomy places the organism in Eukaryota, Fungi, Ascomycota, Sordariomycetes, Hypocreales, Nectriaceae. Gene Ontology annotation, molecular function: 1,3-beta-glucanosyltransferase activity; glucan endo-1,3-beta-D-glucosidase activity. The record is from RefSeq and is a predicted model, not a curated record. Gene Ontology annotation, biological process: carbohydrate metabolic process; cell wall organization. The transcript has a single exon. Bases 1 to 1356 code for a protein of 451 amino acids.